CCUUCACUCCUGCAUACACUACUUUUGUUUUCACUCCGAUCUCCAUACUUUUUAAUCUGUUGAUUCUCCUUUCCACUCAGAAUCAUGGGCAAGGUUAAGAUCGGGAUCAAUGGAUUUGGAAGGAUCGGUCGCCUGGUUGCUCGAGUGGCCUUGCAGAGUGAUGAUAUUGAACUCGUUGCUGUCAAUGAUCCGUUCAUCACCACUGAUUACAUGACCUACAUGUUCAAGUACGAUAGUGUACACGGCCAAUGGAAGCACCAUGAUAUUAAGGUUAAGGACGAGAAGACUCUUCUCUUUGGUGGAAAAGCAGUCACCGUUUUCGGUAUUAGGAACCCAGAGGAGAUCCCAUGGGGACAGGCUGGAGCUGAUUAUGUUGUUGAAUCCACUGGAGUUUUCACUGACAAGGACAAGGCUGCUGCUCAUUUGAAGGGUGGUGCAAAGAAGGUUAUCAUCUCCGCACCAAGCAAGGAUGCCCCAAUGUUUGUUGUGGGUGUCAAUGAGAAGGAGUACAAGUCAGAUCUCAACAUUGUUUCCAACGCUAGUUGUACCACCAACUGUCUUGCUCCAUUAGCAAAGGUCAUCAACGACCGAUUUGGUAUUGUUGAGGGUCUCAUGACCACUGUCCACUCCAUUACUGCAACCCAGAAGACUGUUGAUGGACCUUCAAUGAAAGACUGGAGAGGUGGAAGAGCCGCUUCCUUCAACAUCAUUCCCAGCAGCACUGGAGCUGCCAAGGCCGUCGGCAAAGUGCUGCCUGCUCUAAAUGGCAAGUUGACCGGAAUGGCUUUCCGUGUUCCGACUGUCGAUGUCUCAGUCGUCGACCUUACUGUUAGGCUUGAAAAGAAGGCCACUUACGAUGAUAUUAAAGCUGCGAUCAAGGAAGAAUCUGAGGGCAAGUUGAAGGGAAUUCUUGGGUACACAGAGGAUGAUGUUGUUUCAACCGACUUUGUUGGUGACAGCAGGUCAAGCAUUUUUGAUGCCAAGGCCGGCAUUGCCUUGAACGACAACUUUGUGAAACUCGUCACUUGGUAUGAUAACGAGUGGGGAUACAGUUCACGUGUGAUCGACUUGAUCCGUCACAUUAGCUCAGUUUAGGAAGAGAUUUCUGAUGAUGCCUGGCGCUGGUUUUUGAAUUAUGGAGUUUCUCAGUUAUUAGGCCCUGUUAUUUGUAGCAGGGAGUUUUAAUUUUUAGCGUUGAGUUUGAAUAAUUGGAGGUUGGCGGAAGAAAGUUUUGUUGGAACUUCGUACUUGUACCCAUCCAUUCUCUUUUUCAGGGAAUUAAAUUCGAACGCCUGUUAUUUUUUUCCCUUCAAAUGAAAAGUUGAUACUUUUCUUGGGUUUA
Momordica charantia (bitter melon) is the source of this 1342-nucleotide messenger RNA. RefSeq names its product glyceraldehyde-3-phosphate dehydrogenase. Gene Ontology annotation, molecular function: glyceraldehyde-3-phosphate dehydrogenase (NAD+) (phosphorylating) activity; NAD binding; NADP binding. NCBI's taxonomy places the organism in Eukaryota, Viridiplantae, Streptophyta, Magnoliopsida, Cucurbitales, Cucurbitaceae. The record is from RefSeq and is a predicted model, not a curated record. Gene Ontology annotation, cellular component: cytosol. Gene Ontology annotation, biological process: glycolytic process; glucose metabolic process.